AUGUGCGCGGCGAAAGGGGGUGGUAAAUAUAGACUCACGUGUGCAACGCCCGGUCAGUGCGGGGCGGCGAGCACAAGCAAUAGAACAGCGAGCGUGGCGCGGCGCGCGGCCUGGCCCGACGCCGCAGCGCCUGCGCACACCGCCGCGUCAGCCCAAGGGUACGCCAACCGUAUAUCUCUGACCAUCUUUCACGAAUAUCUCGUGGAAGAUGUCAGAACUUAA
This is a messenger RNA of Pieris macdunnoughi, 222 nucleotides long. The record is from the annotation of a GenBank genome assembly. Lineage: Eukaryota; Metazoa; Arthropoda; Insecta; Lepidoptera; Pieridae.